This is a messenger RNA of Jaminaea rosea, 1162 nucleotides long. RefSeq lists its product as hypothetical. The coding region runs from base 221 to 1126 and encodes 301 amino acids. The record is from RefSeq and is a predicted model, not a curated record. The transcript is spliced from 2 exons. Lineage: Eukaryota; Fungi; Basidiomycota; Exobasidiomycetes; Microstromatales.
UGUCGCUCCGCUAGCGUGGGCUCCAUUUUCGGGUCAUCGAUCGACUGAGCCUCCACUGACUCACUCAGAUGAAUGCAGCGGGUGUAUGACGUCGGAGUCGGAUACCGAGAUCGAAUCGUGGACACACUGAGAUAGGGAAGCAUCAUUGCCGAUCAGGGUGUGGCGAUCCAUUGGGUACAACCUUUUUUUCGCUUUCCCAUCCACCAAGACCACCAAGAUAAUGUCAGAGCAACCGCACGAUACCACGGCCAAGGGCUCUGGAGCGUUGGCAGGCGUGAGCGCUGCCGUAUCAGGAGCUGGGAAAGCCGUAGCCAAUUCUGCCACAUCAGCGUACAACAAUGCGCCUGACCUUGGCGUCACGAGCACACUGCAAUCUGCCUACGACAAGGCUCCAGAUAUGGGACUGAGUCAACAAGCGCAGAAGCUGUCCAGCGGGGCAGGCGGCCAGGAUGACGGAGCAAAUGGACAAGCCGAGGCAAGUGGUGGUAACGCUGGUCAGGCUGGCGAAAGCGCACCUCACCAUGACGACAAUGCAGAAUACGGGGUGAGUUUAUGCUGGGCUGGUAGCGUAUCCGUACCGACUCGACUUCCAUCUGAAUCGUCUUCCUCCUCUCUCUCCUUUGCUCAGGCUCAGCGACUCUCGCGAGAACACGAAGAGCGGAUCGCAGAGUCGAAGCGGCAAGGUCCAUCGACCGACAAGCGCCUUAACAAGAGCCAAACAGACAUCGGUAUCGAGGACAAAGUCCCCACCGCAGCUGGAUAUGGCUCGACACUGCCCCCGGACAAGACCGUCCUCGACUCGGCUGGCAAGUCAGUAGACAGCAAGCCUGCCAAAGUGCCAGAGGAUUACGAGCCUGUCGACUGCCCCUCGCAGUACGUCGAUGGGCAUGAGAAGCGCGGUGCCAUCCAAAACAGCGCCCAUGGAAAUGAUAGGAACGGGCAUGCGGCAACACAAGGAGGUCGAGACGAUGACGAGGGUGCUGAAGCUGGCGAGAGCAAGAGCAGAGGCUUGGGCAAGAAAGUCAAAGACCAGAUCAAGGGUGACGCCAAGGUCGUGAGCGGCGUUGUUCGUCGUGAUGAUGACAAGGUGGCAGCGGGGAAAGCCAUCAAGCGCGGCGAGGCGUAGUGGAGCUAAGCAACACAGCAUGAUACCAGACAGAGC